Molecule: messenger RNA, 3804 nt
Organism: Plectropomus leopardus (leopard coralgrouper)
Lineage: Eukaryota; Metazoa; Chordata; Actinopteri; Perciformes; Serranidae
Gene: fhdc1
Product: FH2 domain containing 1
Source: RefSeq, a predicted model, not a curated record
UGAUCAGAUAUAUUCAGUUUGUGUACUCUCUCAGCAUAGAGCUCAUAUGCUGACUGCUUCUCCCUGUGAUGCUUGUUAUGAGUUGUCCAACCAAUGAGCCCGAGAGCUGCAGCAGCGAGGGAAGCAGCUGCACCACGUCCUCCAUCACCACCUCUGACCCGUCCUCUAUGUCCGCACACACUCGCACCACCCCCCAGCCGUCCCUCAGUGAUGCCCCUGACACCUCCAAACAUGAAGCUCCCCCACCUCCCCCCCUGCCGCCACCUCCUCCAGGGGCGCCCCCACCCCCUCCACCCCCGGCGACAACACCCUCCAACCACAACGCAAGGAAGAAGCGCCGCGUCCGCAGCUUCUUCUGGAAGCCGAUACCGGAGGAGAAAGUACGCGGGAAGCCCAACAUCUGGACGCUGGCGGUGCGGCAACAGCAGUACCAGAUCGAUGUUCGCUCUGUGGAGGAGCUGUUCGGGCAGCAGGAGGAGGCAGGGACAGGUGUACGUGGGGCGAUGCCGGCCACAGGAACCUCUGCUCGUGUCUCCAGGUCUCGCUCCUUUAAGGAGAGCAGCAAAGAUGAGAUCAGCAUCCUCGACUCUAAGAGGGGGAUGAAUGUGGGCAUUUUCCUGAAGCAGUUCAAGAAGUCGAAUCGCUCCAUUGUUGAAGACAUACGACGCGGGGAAGGAAAGAUUUAUGGAGCAGAGCUGCUCAAAGACCUGCUGAAGCUCCUGCCAGACGUCGAGGAGGUCAAGAAACUUCAGGCGUUUAAAGGAGAUCCAGACAAGCUGACGCUGGUCGAUUCCUUUAUGUACCUCUUAAUCCAGGUGCCUCGGUUUGAGGUUCGGAUCGAGGCCAUUGUCCUUCGCGAAGAGUUCUUCCCUUCCUGUGCUAUAAUGAGCCGCGAGAUCGAUGUCAUCCGCGUCGCCACUAAGGAGCUGAUGAGCUGCGAGGAGCUUCAUGCCAUUCUGCAUCUGGUGCUGCAGGCCGGAAACAUUAUGAACGCUGGUGGCUACGCAGGCAACGCUGUGGGCUUCAAGCUGUCGUCCCUCCUCUCAUUGGCUGACACAAAGGCCAACAAGCCGGGGAUGAACCUGCUGCACUUUGUCGCCAUGGAGGCAAAGAAAAAAGAUGAGAAGCUGCUCAGGUUUCCAGAAAAACUCCAAGAUGUCCAGAGUGCAGCCAGAAUCUCAGUGGAAAACAUUGAGGUGGAGUUUUCCUCCUUAUAUGUGCGGAUUAGAUCCCUGGAGGAGAAAGUUCAAGGAGACCAGGAGCUUCUGCAGCAGCUGGAGCCCUUUCUGCAGAGUUCAGCUCUGACGCUUCAGGACCUGAAGAGACGCAGGCUGGAUCUGCGUAAAGAGGGGAACAUGCUCAUCGACUUCUUUUGUGAAGACAAGGACACCUUUAAGCUGGACGAAUGCUUCCGCAUCUUUCAGGACUUCUGCAUCAAGUUCAAGAAAGCUGUCAAGGACAACAUGGACCGCGAGUUAAAGGAAGCAGCUAGACAGCGUCGUCUGCGAGAGCUGGAGGAAAAGCGUUUUGCUUGGUCAGGUUCAGAUCAGAGCAGCGGGUUUGGUCGCAGCAGCAGUGAGAACGACGUGGAGAUGCUCACCAAGGAAGGCCUGCUGGACUUCUUCCAACAGAGGUCUCAGAGUCCACACAGCCCGCUGGGACGCUCCGCCAGCGCCCGCCGCCACCGUCACACCAUGACCUCCAUAGCAGACAGAGAACUAAAAGGAUACCUGGAGCUAUUUGGAGGCUCUGUGAAUCCCACUGACUAUUCCAAGUUUAACAGCCUACCUCGGUCGGGCCGCGCCGUGCAGCGGAGGACGACCCCCUGGAUCUUAGCCCAGGACGACAACCGCGAGCUGGGCUGCGACAGACAGGUGACGUCGCCACAUGCAGAAACUGAGCCGAUCAGCCCGCUGGCCAGGUUCUCCUCCUCCGGGCUAAACGAUAACGACACAUAUAACAACAACAAUUACUCAUCUGUGUCAGAGGGCAGCACUCUGCCCCGUCCCUUUUGUGUUUUUCAGAAGCCCGCCCAUCUUCCCAACCCGACCGUUACCGGCCACAUGAAUGUCAGCGUGGAGACGCACACUUUAGUUCGAGGUCCUCGAGCCUUUGACCUACCGAGUCCAAACAACAACAGCAAUCACAUGCACUUUGUCAACCAGGGGGAUGUUGUGGUGACUGAUUUGGAAAAGGAGAGACAGUCACAUCCCAUAAAUCUGGACGUCCUUCGACAUGAUAGAGUUCUAGAAAGAGGAGCGGAUCCCAAAGCAGCCUGGGCAGGGAAGAUGGAUCCUCCUACACAGGCUGGGGUCUCUCCUGAGAGAGACAAAGAAGAAGAGGACAACAGCACAAUUUCAUCAACAACCUGUGAUACACCCCUCCCAUUAGAUACAUCUGUGUCCAAUAAGAAGCCAGUGUUUUAUGUACUAGACUGCACAGAAGCAGACUGCUCUGUCACCUCGGAUUACUCUGAGGUUGAAAGCUCGUCUCUAACAAAAGAGGGACUUCAUUUCAGAACACCUGACAGCGGGAGAUCUGAUCAGGAGAGCCAGCAAGAUCCAAGCUCUCUGUCCUCUAACUUGGAGUCUCCCAACGACCAGUCAACCAACGAACUUUCAGCGCCAAAAUCUGCGGACGCAUCAUCCAUGACCCCGUCUGCGACAGAGGAGUGGGACACAGAGAGCUGUGACACCGCUGAGGGGAAACAAAGUGUGGACAAAGAUGCACAGAGAAGCAGCAGAAAACCAGCCCACGCAAAGAGCAAAACUAACAAGGCGACUAAAGGCAGCGGAGGUCGGGGCGUGCGAACGCUGACCAGCAGCGAGAGCCAGGGCAUGCGAAAAGUUGUACCGAUUAGCAAGCUUACAAGGACAGGCAGCAGCAAGAGAGCAGAGAAGCCUUUGGCGAAUGACGGUGGAGAGUCACGCCGGCCUCUUCGGGACCAGAGCACCCCGGCGAGAGGACGGAGUGAGAAGACGACAAGACCUCCUCGACACUCCAGUCUGCCUCCGGAUGAGUCAAAAGGUCAGAGGGGAAGCAGCCUCACAGGUGGCGUUUCAAGAUGGGCACGCGAUUCAACACCGAGAAAGGCCUCCAUCCACAAACCAAGCGCCAAACCCCUGAGGAACAUCCCCAAGCCUGCGCCUGAGGAGAAGAUGUGCCGCUCCACCAUGAGAGCUCUGGCUCAGGCCCAAGCUCAGGCUCAGGGCGGAGCGUCCUCUGAGAACAGCAGCUGUCACACAACCGGCGUAAAAAACCCCUCUGAAGUCCCCAGCUUUGCCCGCAACACUGUAGCUUCAACUUCCAGGACCAAGAAGGAGCUGGCUCAACCGUCUGUCCCCUCGACGCCGUCUCGCAGCCCCUCGCUUCUAAGUCGACAGACCCCAAUGAAGCAGAACAGGUUGCCACCCACAGUUCAUACCAGCGAGGAGCGGCCACAAGGAACAAACCUGAGACGGGUGCAAAGUGUCAAAGCGACCAGUCGCAGCGCUUACCGCAGCGAGACUCCGCCUCCACCUUCAACACGUGACGAUAUUCGUAAGACAGGUAGCUUUUCUGAAAAGUCAGUCCAGUCGAGAGACUCGGCGACACCAAGCAGAGGAGCUAAACCGAGCUGGAAAUAAAACUGCAGCAAGACCUGAAGAAAGAGGCUUUGAUUUACAUUGUUUUUCGCUUUUCUUCCCAUCUACACUGCAAAAUCUCAUAUCAUGCAAAAGACGGGAAUCUGAAAAAAGUUUGACGCCAACUCACCUUACUCCAGUAGCUGACGCUCUAUCAGAUUUAUGAAUUGCAAAGAGCAAG